AGCACCCGGUUGUGUCCACGUGCAGUCUGCUGACGAGGAGCUUCUGACCUCAACCCUGGUGUUUGACUGUGCAAUAUUGCUCCCGUCGUCCUAAUCAAUUCGCUUUUCUAAGUGCUUCUAACAUUUUCAUUUUGAUUUACUAGCUUCUUCUCGGACAUGAACUUGAGUAGAGUUAAACUUGAGGUAGAAGAAACUGUGAUCAACAUCUAGCGAUGACAUUACGUAGGCCAUGUUGCAAGAAGUAGACUACGAUGAUUGAUAAUACUAACGUAGCCGUAGAACAAUCACUACUGCUGCAGAGCUAGUUUUGUGAAGCGACAAUUAAACAACUCUUCAUGAUCUAGCAAGGGGCCCGUCCAAAUAUGUCAACGGAUUAAACGUUAACGUCCUUGUUCAUAUCUCGAUUUUUUUGACCAUCAUGUCCGAGUCCGACGAUGGAUUUCCUACUUUCUACUAUAAAAACCAUGUUGCUCGUUCUAACUUAGUUUCGGAAAGCAUCAUGUUACAACUGCAAAUUAUCGUUUUUUAGCGGCAGCAAUGUAAUGUAAUUUUUGUCAUUUUGAUGGAUGAAUGUUUUAAAGCCCUGUGUGAAGAUUGAUGACAUCAUCAAUCAUGACAUGAGGAUGAAUUAGUGUACCCAUUUAAUUUUCAGGACUGAUGUUAUUUGUUACACGACCUAGUGGUCCUUGUGAUCAUAGAUCUCAAAAAGAAGCCUAUUUCUAAUACAAUAGUUGUAUUCCAUGUGUUUGCUUAAGGAUAACAAAUGGAAACAAAAUAAAGAAGCAUUCACUAUAAGUAUAAUUUGUGUAAAAUGACAAAAAGCAUGACGGAUCCAGAUCCACCAUCAUGUGCGUCAUCUUUGUUCGAUGAAGAUACUGUUAAUAACGCAGUCGAAGAGCCCCGGUCGGGGAGGACGAGUGGUGCAGAUGCAGGCGAGCAAGCUUCAAAGCGAGGAGGUGGACAAUUAUUGCAAGAAGCACAAGGCUGUCGAUAUGUAUUUGAAGAUGAAAAAAUUGCGCGAGCGCAGUCAGAGAUUUCCGUCUCCGCCACUAGCACCGCAGCGGCAACAUCAGCCGACGGAAAGAAGGCUUGCCACUGUGAUACUGUUGAAGAACAUCAGGAGCAUCAGUCAACCUCAGGAACAUUUUUGCCUGCGUCCUCACCGGACGAGUUGUCAGCGAACACGGCAUCUUCAGCAUCGUUAUUGAAGAACGGAUCGAUAUCGACGCUUCCCUCUACUUCUCCGCACAGCGCUAGCACAUUUUCAUUCACUCUAGCAACGUUAAACUGCUACUUGAUACCCGAGAAGCUGGUGACACGACCAAACGCCUCCUGCCGUGAUCAAGGGCAACGGGCUGCAAAAAUAGGUCGCUUUCUCCAACGUACAAGCUUGUCUGGCUUACAGGAGGUUUGGGGAAGUCAGUGUCGUACUAUGGAACUAGGAGCUGUUGAUUGUCAAUCCGAAUAUUACAGUCACAGCCGAGAGGGGAACAAUGCACCGGAUGAGACAAAAUAUGUGAAUGAUAGUCCAGCAUCACGGCAAUCAGCGGAUCUGCGAUUUUUUUAUCAAUCGCUCGGGUUCACAGUGUUGGACACUCUGAAACUGAAUGCGAUCCAAAAAACAGGAGGGUUGCAGCUCGUCCACGAUAGCGAGAGGCUGGAGAUGUUGGCCUACGGAAAGCGAACGUUUUCGACGAGCAUUUCGAAGUCGAAAAAAGGCAUGCUAUGUGCGCUCUUCCGCUGUAAACCUUCAAUGACAGAUCAUGGCGAAAAUGAGGACGCCAAGCACAAGUAUGUUCUAUUGUUGAAUUUGCAUCUGGACCACGCGAAUGUUAGGGACAGCCAAAGAAAGCAACUGCACGAAGUGCAGGGCUAUCUCAGGGACAUCGCAGAAGCCAUAUUUUCGAAAAGGGGAGGGGAAACAAAAAGUAGUACAUGCAGUACUACAAACACAUUCACGAUGAGCGGAAGCUGCAAGGCCACUGCCGCCACAUCCUUUCAAAAAUCCUGCCCAUUGAAAUACUUGAGCGGUCGCGACGACGUGCUGCCCCUGGAUGCUGGCUGCGUUGCUGCGUUUGUGACGGGGGAUUUUAACAUCGAUGGGGGCUCCGCGCUAGAGGGAGUCAAAGAGCGCGAUGAAAGACUGCUGCAAUUCAAUCUGUCGGAGGCAGCGAAGAUACGCAAACGCAACAAUAGAAGAGCACGAGGAAGACGAGAUGGCCAGGAUGACGCUGACAAUAACGUCGACAAGGACACUUCGGUAGAAGGAGCAAGCACGCGAUGGAGUUGCCGAAGAAGAAACAGCUCUUAUGCAACCAGUCCGGGAGAUGAGAGGCGCACUGGCACUGCGGCCCAAGAAGAACUAGGACAAGCACGAGAUGAUGCUGAUGGUAGCGAUGUGGAGGCGUCCUCAAACGUGAUCAACCAGAGUUCCAGAGUUUCCUCGGAGCAAUCCUUAGCCAUGUUGGAGUACCUUAUGAAGGCACCUGCAUCCGAACAGAGAGACCUUUAUCAGGCCAUGAUAGAGGCUCUGGGAGGAAAAGAGAAUGUGAUGGAUUUGGCCAAAGAGUACAAUGGCGGACGCGAAACGUAUAGUAGCGAGGCAAACCCUCUGGCUAUGUACCAAACGCGCCGUUUGGACUACCUUUUUGCCCUGCGGACGCUGCCUGGCGCUACUUCCAGUACCCCAUCUCGAAGUAUCAAAUCUACACUACACCCGCUCCUAACGCCAACCUGUACCAGUGUAGAAGUGGUGUGCAGCGACGUUUUGAGCGACCAUUGGCCAGUCAAAGCGCACAUAACAAUUUGAUCAAGUGUUGUUAAAACCCAGCAAUAGUUCUUGCCUAAAUUAAGCUACGAGGAUGUUUCGUCCUGGCUAGAGAAAUCUUCCGCGCAAUCAUGGUGAAAGAGCGGAAGGCGCUUUCGUUGAUGCAUUUUUUUAGCAGACCAGUCACCUCUACUCCACUACAUCACGCGCUCCUUCUUUCUUACUCAUUUUUUCAUCUGAUGUCGCUUUACCGAUAUCUUUGAAAAGUCAGGGAAGAUAUAGUUAUUAAUACAGGAUAUAAUGGUUAUGGAUUACCUUUAGCACUAGUAAACUUCUUCAUUCGACUUAUUCCUAGCAAUCAUUCAAUUGUCACCCAGCAUAGAAAGAACCAACUCAGCAUACUUAGAUACAACCCUCGCCAUAUACACCUUGGUGCUUUGGAUCUCUCUAGCUUUUUCUUGUCUUGUAACUUCAUGUAGUGUGUAUUGAAGUUCUUGCUGAAGAGGACGAUUUAAACUUUGUUUAACCACGACCUCCAGCAUGUAAAUUAUGGGUUGUUUUGAUCUUGAUGCUUCAUUCACCAUGCCAACAUCAUUACUUAAAUAGCGAGCCUCGGGGAACGAUUGCUAUAUCAUGUGAGUCACGAGCAAAGAGAGACACGAUUGCUAAACACCCUGUUGCUCUGGUUUUUUAACGAAAUGAGAGUAUACCUACUAACGAAAAACUCAGAGACACAGUUAUCGCCAGUGACGUUUUUUAUGAGAAGGAAAGUCUCGUCUAGGUAUUUCAGGAAACCACUAAUCAUACACAUAAACAUCGACUGUAUAUGCUUUAUCCCGAUUACAGGCUCCAUGAUAGGUACGUCGACAUAGUAGACGUACGUACUUAUUUACUCUGCGACGUCCCCUAACGAACUUUCAUCGCGAUCGCGAAAGGCUAGAAUUAGCAAAAACAACUUUAGCUUUACUUUCUUUAGUCCUCACAGCAUGAACUCGUGUAGUUGUUCAAAAGCCGCUGCCGC
Amoebophrya sp. A25 is the source of this 3788-nucleotide messenger RNA. Lineage: Eukaryota; Dinophyceae; Syndiniales; Amoebophryaceae. The record is from the annotation of a GenBank genome assembly.